AGCUGAUUUUUGUUUUUUUCCUCCUGAGAUGCGGGUCAAAAAGUGACGAGUCUCCCAAAAAUCAACUAAAAAUGGACUGGAAAUGCAUUUCUCGUAUAAAUACGAGCCAAAAAACAACUUUACAUGGCGUCGAAUGCCCGGAUCAUCCAUUGAAGCAUUUAACGCAAAUUAACGAUCCUCUAAAGUCUCGCAAAGUCAGUGUUGAACGAAUUCCGGCGACUUCAUUGAAUUUAGCGCUCGAUGGAACAGAUCCGUUAAGUCAGUUUGCUCGCUUGGAUGAGAUUACGAGCCCUUUGAGCGAAAAUUUCGAGGAAAAAAGUGCUUCUGUGACGGCUCAGGGACCAAAUCCAAAGUUUCAAGUAUGGGCAACGAAACGCCCCGCGAUUUUAAAUAAAUAUACGACAUCGGAAAAGUUAUCAAUAGUGACGAGUUUUUUGACGGGAGGCGAAAUAAUAAAAUCGAGCACAACGACAGUUUCAGAAAAAGUCAAGCAUCGCUUGGAACAAUUAGACGACUUUGACGAGGAUCCCGUUCGACAAAUGCAUAAUUUAAGCCAACACGAGUACAUAAUGAAAAUUGAGCAGUUAAAUCAUCAACUAAGAGACGCUUGGAAUACGGAUCAACGUGUCAAAGCCCUCAAAAUUGCCAUUCAAUGUGCCAAAUUGCUCGCCGAUACGUCAGCGAUGCAAUUCUAUCCGAGCAAAUUCGUCUUAAUUACGGAUAUUUUGGAUCUUUUUGGGAGUCUCGUGUAUGACAGGCUCAAAAAUAAGGCACUUUAUGUGCGACCCGGAAGUACCAAAGCAAGUAAAUUACCGGAUGAUUUCACGCCCGAAAUGAUUCCAGAAGCCACAAAGGAGACUUCUUUCAACUGGUUUUAUAAAGUUGCCUCGAUACGGGAACUGCUCCCGAGAUUUUAUGUCGAAGCUGCCAUCGUUCGUUCGUACAAGUUCAUGGGAAAUGCCGACAUUGAAGGCGUUUUGAACCGUUUGACGUUAAUUGCUCGCGGAAUUGGCGAUCCGCUCGUUAGUGCGUACGCUCGUUGCUACUUGUGUCGCGUUGGCAUGCAAAUCACGUCGGCAAAGCCGUAUCUCCGACAAAAUUUCGAAGAUAUCUUGUCCGUGUACCUAACCGUAAGUCAACUCCAUCAGUACAGCAGCAACUCGCCUAUACUUGCGAUUCCUCCUGAUUUUCAGAUGUUCACGGGCGGCAUUCGUGCGGAAAUUGCGCGUCAACGCAUCUCUGUCGGGACCUACGUGACACUUUAUGCGCCGGCUUUCGAUUGGAUUCUCACGGGAAUUGCGGCGGGAGCGGAUGACUUUACGAUGGAUGAACUCGUUUUGCGGUGUCAGGAGAAGAAAAAUUGUGCGCCGUUGUUUUAUUCGAUUCUGCAGGCGUUUCCGCAUAAAUUUGUGUCGGUGCGAGCGUUGCAUUUUGCGAAUAUUUUGUGUAAAUGUGACACGGAGGGAUACAGCAGAGCUGAAUUGUUGCGUGGAUUGGGAAUGUGCCUCGUGGAUUGUCCGCCAGAAGCGAACCAAUUGUACGAUGUGUUUGAGUUUGUGUGGAAAACAGUUCAAACUUUCACGCAAAUUGGCGAAUAUGUGCAUUGUAUGGAGGCUUGGGCUAUUUAUGUUGCUGCAAAUUUAAUGUUGGGCGAAGUAAACAUCAUUUUAGAAGACAUUUUACGUCGCGCAGCAUCCCAAAAGAACGCUUUCGAGGCCCAUUACACCGAACUCCAAAGCAUCAUCGACAAAAUCGUCACAAAUUUCCCGCAAUUCGACGCCUUGCUCACACUUGACAACUUUUUGCCUGUAAUCGAUCUCUUCCAAAAAGAAUCCAACAAGCAAGCCGUGUGCCGUAACAUUCUAACGCAGUUCAAGACAUACAGCGAAUCCGUCGGUUACUUGAGCGAUCCUGUUAUCAUCAACGUUAUCAUGCACAUUAGCAAAAUUUUGAACGAUUCUGUCAAUGCCUUAACCGUUGACGACGAAAAACGUCAAAUUGGCGAAGCUGUAAAUUUUUUCAUUCGUCUCGUGAAUUUUGGGACAGAUUUCGAGCAACAACUGACUUUUUAUAACGAUGCAAGGGCGGCUUUUACCAAUCUCGAUGUCGUUUAUGUCACUUUGGUGCAGUUAGUUGAUAAUUUGGCGAUGGAGACAUAUCGCAUCGUCAAUGGCAAACAUUCCCGCAAAACAGGAGACUUUGUAAAAUCGUGCAUUGCCUACAAUUUUGUGACAAUUCCGAGCAUCACGGAUGUUCGUUACCAGUUAGACUUGUAUUUGCUCACAGGACAAAUUGCCUUACUGAAUAACUGUUUGGGACAAGCAGAUGCGUGUUUCGAAGCAGCACUAAAAAGUAUCGCUGAACUACCGAAACACAUCGAUUUCGAUGGAAAACCCAAAAGUACCGAGCCAUAUCUCGUUUCUUACUUGAAAAAUUUCCUCUCGAUGUUGAUCAUCGCCCCCGAUAGCCCCGAAAUGGGAGCUCUGUACCUUUUUCGACUGCUAACGGAACAAGUUCAAACGUAUGGCUUCGAAAUAUCCGCUUUGAUUGAAAUUUAUCUCGCUGUUUUGGACACCCUGAGCAUCAUGUCGCAAGAAACGUAUCCAUUCCAUGUCGCAAAUGUCAUCUCGAACGACAAACUUUACGGGCAAGACCAAAAAUAUCUCAACGAAAUUAACAAAAUUUGCACGAACGUCACUUCGCAAAUUUUGUUGUCCUUAAAAGCUCUUGCCGAUGCGGGAAAUUUCAGGGUUCAAGCGAAUUUUGCAUUGCAAUUGUUCGAGAAAAUUGUUCUUUAUUCGGAUAUUGCGGAUGAUCGCGCAUUUCAACUUGCAGUUAAUUUAUGGAAUUUAGCAGUGAAACAAAGAGCGAAUGUCAAACAGGGUGAGUUUGAGAAAUAUCUGAAGAGAGUUGAGGACGAGAUUGAAUUGGCGGAUGGGAAUCAGAGAAAAGUGAAACUUACAGAGUUAUUCAAUAGAAUUAAGGCUAAGUUAUAGUUACUGCCUCUUAUUAAUUGCAUCACUUCUCGAUCGUACAAUUUUUUGUAUGGAAUAAAAGUUCUUGUUAAUCCAA
Molecule: messenger RNA, 3072 nt
Organism: Culicoides brevitarsis
Lineage: Eukaryota; Metazoa; Arthropoda; Insecta; Diptera; Ceratopogonidae
Product: VPS35 endosomal protein sorting factor-like
Exons: 8
Coding region: 72-2996 (974 amino acids)
Biological process (GO): endocytic recycling
Cellular component (GO): endosome
Source: RefSeq, a predicted model, not a curated record